GGCCUCCUCUGCUUCUCCUCAGUGCUGUUCCUCCUUGGGGUGUGAGUGGGAGUGGAGCCCUUCCUGAACACAGCUCUGGUUGUGAAAAGCUGGAACACAUAGCUCUGAGUGGGCAGGGCCUUUACUUUCCUUCUGCUGGUCACACAGUGCUCCAAGCACCAGCUUUGCUGUGAAUGUGAGUCUUUUUCCACUGAAGUGCUUUGCAUUAACCUCAGUGGCUGGAAUUCACUCCCCAGGCCUUUGUAUCAGGCUUUUCUGCAACAUCUGAGGUUCUGCUGUAUCCAGGUGUAGGAAACCCCAUGAGGAGGGCUGUGCAAGUUCGAAGGCAUAGUAUAGGGCUGAGCGUUUUCUUUCACAUAAAUAAUAAUAUUUUACGUUAUGGGAAAUGGCUACUUUACCAAAGCAAGACAAAGCUGGUUGUUCUCAGAGCUCUGAGGAAGAAGCUUGAAGCAAUUGGUUAAACUUAUUCUUUUUCAGGUGUCCUCCAUCCAUCCAGCACAGCUCUGCAGCUCUGUAUUCGGCACAAGAAAGACGACUGCUUUGAAUUACUAAUUGGGAUUGGUGAUUAUCAGCAGCAUUGCUGCCAGCAUUGGGCUACAGAUGAGGAGUCUGGUGAAAUGCAGCAAGACGGGCCCGCUUCUGGCUGCUGCUGUGCCAUGUGGGAGCUGCAGAGGUCUGCAGCUGUGGCCCGAGGCAGCUGAAGGGUUGGCCCAUUUGGGCACGUGGCCCUGAAGAGCACGGAUCUCCAGCAGGUCUCCCAUCCGGGAGCUGAUGGACAGGGAGGAGAGCAGGCUGAGGGCUGAGCUCUGCGCUGAGAACAGGAGCAGCCGCGACCAAAUACACGCAGUGGACAGCCCUGGGGCAAAUGGAGAGGCAGAGGGCAGGGAGCAAGGGCACAGCUACUGUCCUGGCUGUCCUGCUCUCCUCCUUCCUGCGAGCCACUGGGGUGGGAGCCCUGCAUGGUUCUCCGGUGGCAGAGAAUGGCAGCUGGGCUGCUGAGGAAGCACAGGACAAUGCAUCCACGGAGCACACAUUUUUCUCUCUGGAUUAUCAGCAUGUCCAAAUCCCCUUCGAAAUCACGCUCUGGAUCAUGCUUGCAUCCUUGGCCAAAAUAGCAUUUCACCUGUACAACAAGCUGCCUUCUGUGGUCCCAGAAAGCUGUUUGUUGAUAUUUGUGGGACUCAUCAUGGGGGGCAUCAUCUAUGGCCUGAACGACAAGUCACCUCCUGUCAUGGACAGCGACAUCUUUUUCCUCUACCUGCUGCCACCCAUCGUCCUCGACGCAGGGUACUUCAUGCCCAGCCGCCCUUUUUUUGAGAACAUCGGCACCAUUCUCCUCUACGCGGUGGUGGGGACGAUAUGGAACGUGUUUGGGAUCGGCUUUUCGCUCUAUGGCAUCUGCCAAGUGAGAGCUUUUGGGCUGCGGGACGUGUCGCUGCUCCACAACCUGCUCUUCGGCAGCCUGAUCGCGGCGGUGGACCCUGUGGCUGUGCUGGCGGUGUUUGAGGAGAUCCACGUCAACGAGAAGCUGCACAUCCUGGUCUUUGGCGAGUCGCUCCUGAACGACGCGGUGACUGUGGUGCUCUACAAGCUAUUUCGAUCGUUCUGUGAAAUGCCCGCCAUCAAAACGGUGGAUGUGUUCGCCGGAGUUGGGAAAUUCUUUGUGGUUGGGAUUGGAGGAGUGUUGGUAGGUCUUACCUUUGGGAUGACCUCUGCCUUUACCACGCGAUUCACCAAGGACAUCCGUGUCAUCGAGCCGCUCUUUGUCUUCCUGUACAGCUACCUUUCCUACCUCACCGCAGAGAUGUUUCACCUCUCUGGCAUUGUGGCCAUCAUUGCUUGUGCCAUGGGCAUGAAACGUUACGUGGAGGCCAACAUCUCUCUGAAAUCUCACACCACGGUCAAAUACUUCAUGAAGAUGUGGAGCAGUGUUAGUGAUACCCUCAUCUUCAUCUUUCUUGGAGUGUCUACCAUUGGAGAAAAUCACGAAUGGAACUGGCCGUAUAUUUUCUUCACUGUCAUUUUCUGUCUGAUUUGGAGAGCACUAGGGGUGCUGGUGCUGACCUUCUUUGUGAACAGAUUUCAUGUGAACACUGUCACCAGCAAGGACCAAUUCAUCAUUGCCUACGGGGGGCUCCGCGGUGCCAUUUGCUUCUCUUUGGUCUUCUUGCUUCCUGACUUCCGCAGAAAGAAGCUCUUCAUUGCAGCAACCACUGUGGUCAUCCUUUUCACCGUGUUCGCACAGGGAAUGACCAUCCGUCCUCUUGUAGACUUGUUGCAUGUCAAGAGGAAAAGAGAGAGUGCUCCCACGGUGGGUGAGCAGAUUCACAUUCGGUUCUUGGAUCACUUGCUGGCUGGCAUAGAAGAUAUAUCUGGACACUGGGGACAGUAUUACUGGAAAGACAAGUUGGAGUAUUUCAACAGCAAAUAUCUGCAGAAGUUCCUGCUCCGAGAAUACGACCAGCCCAAAUCAAGCAUUGUGCUUCUCUACGAAAAGCUGGAGCGGAAGCACGCCAUCGAGCUGGCAGAAGCAGGGCAGCUGGGCCAUGCCCCGUCCCACCCCUCCUUGCUUAACAGCAACAGGACUGUCAUCACAGAGAAGAAAUCGGAGGAUACUCUGUGUCCGGAUGGUCUGGAAGACAUACAGGAAAUACUGGCAAGGAACUUGUACCGAAUCAGGAGAACGGGCCCGGCGUACAGCAGGCACACGCUGCCCGGCGAGACGGAGCCCGUGGAGCAGGCCCAGGAGAUCCUGAUCCUACAGCGCCGGAGCCUGCGGGUGGAUGCAAGUGGGAGUGAUAGGAUCAGCCCCAGGAAGGAGAAGGAGGGCUCUUCCCUGGCGCGGGGUGACUCCGACGUGCAGCCCCGGCUGUGCCGCUCCCUCACCGUUGAGGAUGCAGAGAGGGUUCGGGCUGUGAAGCAGAACCGGUCGCAGUCUGUGUGUGUGAUCCCUGCCCGCAGCAAGCAGGAAGGAGCAGGGAAAGAGAUGGCUUCGGAUAUGUGAUGCUGCUGGAUGCCCAGCGUGGAUCUCACUGCUUUGGGGGUGUCCAUAAUACAGCCUGCUUUCUUUUCUUUUUCUCUUUUUUUUAGUCUCUCUCUCUCUUUUUUUUUUUCUCUUUUUGUAAUGGUGACCAGCAACAAGAUCUUAAUGUAAAUAAGAUGCAUAUUGAAAAGGACGGCAUGGACUGGGCAAAAAGAUUCCGAGUGAUCUACAUCGCAUCAUGCUCUCGUUGUGCAGCACCAUGUUUUGAAAGGGAACCAAGGAAAAGGCAAAUAUUGGAUAUUAGGGAAAGUUUAUUCUUAGAAAAAGCGGUGGGAUAUUGGCACGGGCUGCCCAGGGAGAUGGUGGAGUCACUGUCCCUGGAGGUGUUCAAGGAAGGGGCAGAUGUGGCACUGAGGGAUGUGGUCUAGAGUGGUGACAGGCACAGUGGUGGUUGGAUUAAAUGACGUUAGUUGUCCUUCCAGGUGCAGUGGUUCUAUGAUUCUGUGAAAUGAUGCGUGGACAAGCAAGUGCAAGAAAGAAAUGUUUAAUAAAAUGAGAUAUUGGGUCUUCUCAGUAGUCAGCAGGGAUAGAAUAAACAGCAGGGAGCAUUUAGAUUAUAUGUUAGGAGAAACUUUGUAAUCUCAGGGAGAGUUUUGUUAGGCGGUGGAGCAUGCUGCAGGAAUGACAGCAGAAAGAGCAAAAGACCUCUGCUGCUCCUCAGGAACUGGUGAGUCCUCAGUGUGAGCAUUAAUCAUGUGCAUUCCUGAGUCAAAUCGUGGUGUUAAUCAGGUGGAGUGUCUUAGCAGAGGGAACAUCCCACAACAGCACGCGGGUCUUGUAAGGGAAACUUAUUACAGGUGUGUUAAAAGGAGUACGAAUAUUCUUUUAAAAUUUAUUUAAGGAUUAACACUGGGAGAUAAAAUGUCCUAUGGAGAAGCCUGUCAAUUUUGAUCUCUGGUGCACGUAACAUGCAAACUCUCGUACAAAGAGCAGUGCUGGAAGGGGAGAGGGGACAGUCACUGACCCGGGGUCACUGCUCUCACACGGUGCUGCAGCACUGCUGCUGGGCCUCCAACAUCUGCUCCAGAGCAGGCACCAACCAGCACAAAGGUCGGUGCCUGCACCACGAGCAGGACUGCAAAGGCUCUAAGAGGGUUUCUGCUGCCAUUACUGAGACUUACAGUGUUGGAAGAAGCUCGCAUUAGUGUUCUAAUAAAUAGAGAAAGAGGUCCCUAUCCCUCUGCUGUCAGAAAAGGCAUAAUCCCUGCUACAAGAGCAGGUGCAGAGCUGCAAGGAUAGUGCCUGAGGAUGAGAGACACUUCCACAUUUCAGUUGUUUUAUCCAAAGGUGGAGGUAAGUGUCCAAACCUUUGCAUUUUUAUCCUUAGCCAAACCCCAAAGGCUCAGAUUUGGCACUGCAAACAUUGGUGUUUUUCUUUCUCUUCCCCUUCUUCUGCGAUGAAUUCAAGAGCAUUUUUAAGUUGCGCCAGGGGAGGUUCAGGUUGGAUGUUAAGAAAAAUUUCUUCUCUAAAAGAAUGGUGAGGCACUGGCACAGAUUGACCAGAGAGGUGGGGGAGUCACCGUCCCUGGAGGUGUUCAAGAACUGUGAGGAUGUGGCACUGAGGGACGUGGUUAGUGGGCAUGGUGAGGGUGGGCUGAUGGUUGGACUCGAUGAUCUUCGAGGUCUUUUCCAACCUUAAUGAUUCUAUGAUUUAAUCUGAACAAGUGGCAAAGGGACUCUUUCUGAAUUAAGAAUAGAAGUUAUAGGAAUUUGCGUACUUCCCUCCAUGAUAUUUUUGGACCUUGGGAGCCAAUCUCCUGUAUGUAUGAAUGCUCCAUUAGGAGAUCCCUGCCUGGUACCCUGCAGCAUUCAUUCAAAGUUAAAGACACAAAAAUGUGUGCAUUUGCUUUACAAAGAUGUAAGGGUCUCAUUUUUAUUUGGAUAAACUUCUAUAACAGUGUAUUGGAAUAAACUGAUACAUUUAUCUAAUUGCAGAUGGAAAUCAGCCUGGCGUUAGUAUUUUGUGUAUGCGUAUGUGUAUAUGUGCAUAUUUACUGAUUUUUGUAUGAUUCGAUUGUUGUCACUCACUGUCAUGAGUUCUCUGCAAUACUGGUAUGGGUUACCAAGGCCCUUAUCGGGUGGUGGCUGCUUUGGCACAUCUGGAUUCCUUUGUAAUACGGUAGUAAAUGAUAAAAGUGGUUGGAAAAAGCAGGAUGCUUCCAGAAAAUGGGGUCUUUGCGCUACCAAACUUUUCUCUGAUGAUAAAAAAAAUGGACAACCAGGCAUUGGCCUGAUCCUGCGUGGAUCCCAGCCCAUUAACCCCUCCCAACCCAUUAAUCCCUCCCAAUGCUGCUCUGCAGUGCUGGGACCCACAUACCUCUCUGCUGUAUGAACAAUUUGCUUGAUCUGCAGAGAAGACAAUAUUCUGCGCAGCACAUAGUUUCCCAAUGAGUCACUCUGCCCCAAAUUUAACCUCCUAGAUUUUAUGGAUUUUUUUAAAAAGUUUCUUUGCAAAAUAUAAUAGCACAGCCAAAGCUUUCAUGAAGUAUUUUCCAGCUGCUUAGUGGCCAAGCCUUCUGCCUAGUGUGUAUUUCAGCCUAGCAUACAUUUGAUAAUCUGUGCCAGUAUCCAGUGUUGGUGGUCUUAAAAUUCAACAACUGAGUGGAAAACUGUUAAAUGCUUGGGCCUCAGAGCAUGCCUAAUUAAUUCUUUGCAGGGUUUUAGUCCUUUAAAAAGUGUUUAAAACAUGGAUUCGCUGUAUCAUUGAAUAUUGCAUGCUUCUGUGGAAAUAAAUUGCAUCAGCUUGA
Messenger RNA from Gallus gallus (chicken), 5790 nucleotides. RefSeq names its product sodium/hydrogen exchanger 2-like. The transcript has 13 exons. Bases 866 to 3004 code for a protein of 712 amino acids. The record is from RefSeq and is a predicted model, not a curated record. Gene Ontology annotation, cellular component: membrane. Gene Ontology annotation, molecular function: sodium:proton antiporter activity. NCBI's taxonomy places the organism in Eukaryota, Metazoa, Chordata, Aves, Galliformes, Phasianidae. Gene Ontology annotation, biological process: sodium ion transport; proton transmembrane transport; regulation of pH.